UACCCCAUAUACGUAACUACGUAAACAGGAAGAGUCGUUGCAGCGACGCAUCGCCGUGAAAGUGUUGUUCAAAAUGAUCCCGCGCACAAUAAAAAGUGUACUGUUUUGUAACUUGUUUUAGAACAGUGGUCAUUUUAUGAUUCUCUGAUGGAAAGAUGCAAUGAGGAUGAGAAGUUGAAUGCCCCGUCCGAUUUUGUGGCAUCAAGUGUCUCAAAGGGUAGUCAGAGGACCCUGAUGCCCCCAUCCCAUUUCACCGCAAGCACCCAGUCUGCCUCCAUCAUAGUACCAGGGACUGUAACGGGACAAGGAACAACACCAAUAAAAUGGGUCACCCAUGCCACAACACCCCCAUCGGACUCUGGCCCUGCCAACCCAUGGCUCACCAUGGCUCAGGCCAAACAGGAAAUUCUAGAACUACACAGAGAAAACCAGAGGAUUCUGAUGUUACAGGGAGACCGCUCCAGAGGAACGAAGUCAACAGAGGAUUCUGCCCACUCCAUAGCGAGGUCUGGAGUGAGAGGUGAGCAGGCCUCCAGGUGGGAGACAGAAUGGAGACUGGACACAGAGCGUUUCCGGGCAGAGUCAGAGAGGCUGAAAGGCCAGGUAGAAGCACUGAAGGAAGUUGCAGGGAAACAGAGAGAGGAGAUGAGGGACAAAGAAACUUCUCUGAACAGGCAGAGUCAUGAAAUGGAGGUGAUGCGGGAGGAGUUAUAUAAGACUAAGACUGAGCUCAGCCAAGUCAGUGUGGAGCUGGUCCAAAAGAGAGAGGACAAAGAGAGACUCAGCACCCAGCUGGAGAUGCUGGAGAGGAAGUCUGGGGAGGAGGCUGAGAGGCUGAGGAGGGAGGUGGAGAGGAGCAGACAGGAAACCCACAGGCUGACCAGGCAGGCUGAUACAGCCAGGCUGCAGGCUGGGGAGGAGGCCAAGCAGGAGUUGCAGAAACUAAAUAAGCAACUGGAGGAAUCCCACAGGAGACAUGAAACACAGUUGCAGCAGUUGACUGCCACCCAUGACACUGAAUUGUCCACAGUCAAACAGAUGAGCUCUGAGGUGCAGGAGAGGUUAUGUCACCUGUCACAGGAGGUGACUCAUCUGAAGUGCUGUCUACUGGAACUGUCUGCAGAGAGAGAUGGACUGAAAGAACAACUAAGCCAAAUGGGCACUGCUUUUGAGACCCAGUCAGCAACGUUGCAGAGUCUUAGAAACUACAUUGGACAACUUACCCCUGAGAGGGGGUUGGAAGAGAAACUAACUGAAACCAUUCAGACACUGAAUAGGGAGAAGGAGGCUCUGCAAGUGACAACAGAGCUUCUGACGGUCAGACUCAACUCUGUGAACGACAUAUUGGCCCUACAAGAGGAGGAGAUGACUCUGUCAGACCCUCUCCUGAAAGCUGGGCCCAAAGCCACUCGGGUUCUGCGUUGCUGGAGAGAGAAGGUCUUCAUGUUGUUGGUCCAGCUUCGCUCAAAGGAUAUCGAACUGAGGGGAGAAAAGGAUACACUUCUCUCAACCAUCUCAUCUCUGGAGCAGGAGGUGAAGAAGGAGAAGUACCAGUCCAGUGUGUUCCAGCACAGCCUGCAGGACAGAACAGCUGAGCUGGAGCUGGAGAGGGUGGCUAGGGAGGCCAUGGAGCAGGACGUGGAUACAACUAAGAGGGAGAACACAGAGCUGAAGAGCUGGAGUCAGGAGGCAGAGGCUGGACUGAGGACCAUGACAGAGGAUGCCCAGCGAUUCAGUCAGGCGUUUGAGGCUAAGAUGUCAGAGGUGGAGACCGUCCAAACACGUCUGAACAGCUUUGGCCAGAGGCUGACCUUUGCCAAAAGAAGAGUGGACACAAUUCAAGGUCUAAUGAUGAGGAAGGAGGCCCUACGGAGAGUGCAGCAGGCCACUAAAGCAGCCAACCCGGUCUCUGAGCGUGCCGCUGUCACAGAGCUCCAGGCAGAGCUGGCCUCGGCGUGUGAGGAGAGCGACAAGCUCAGGCAGGAGCUCAAGAGAACCCCUGAGCUCAUUGAGAGUGCCCUGGCUGAUGUCCGUGAACAGUUUGAUAGUGAGGUGAGGCAGCUGAGGCAGGCUGCAGAGCGAAGCAGGGGGGAAGCCCAGGAGGCCCAGGCAGCCAGAGAGGAGGCCCAGCAGAGGCUGCAGGAGGCCCACACACAGCUAGAGGAGAGCAACCUCAACCUAGAGCAGCUCCAUGCACAGCUGAUCAGCCAACAGGAGGCCAGUGACAGAGCCCUGCGAGAGAGAGUGUCUGAGACAGAGGAUCACUGUGCUCAGCAGCUUAGAGUGAUGGAAUCUCAACUCAACACGGCCAGAAGAGAACACACCAAAGCAGUGGUGGCCCUGCGUCAGUUUGAGAGACAGGCAGAGAGAGAGAGGGAGCAGGAGAGAGAAGCACAAUGCCUUCAGAGUGAACACACCAAGAGAGAAAUCCUGGAUCUACAGAAACUACUGCAAGAAAAGGACAAGGACAGAAACCUACUUUUGGCGACUGUACGUGAGAGGGGUCUGAUGAGUGAGUAUAAGGCAGCUCGGACCACAGCCCUGCAGACUUCUGUGGCCUUGAAGGAGCAGCAGCAGAGACCCUCAAGGAAGAGCAACACUCUGAGAGCCAAAGACCAGCCACAGACCAGAGACUCGCUACUGUCAGUGCUUGGGGACCUUCGGACUCUGAGUGCUGCAGUGGUCCACAGCUCAGAAGACGAUGCAGAAGAGGAAGGACAUGGGGACAGGGGCCUCACAGCGUGACAGGAAAAUCAAAUGAAUGGAUAGCUUCGUUCAAAACAGUGUGCUGCCUUCCGCUGGAGAAGACUAAAAAACAUGCUUGUUGUGACCCUGAGUGCCCUGAACUGUAGCCCUGGAGACGUGAGAUUGACCUCUGCUGAUGUUUCUAUAGUCUUGCUAAUGGUUGUGUUUAUGAAGACAUGGAUCACCAUCUUUGACAAAGUUGUGUAUUUGUUUGUGAUGUAAUAAAUUAUGUUGAUAUUUAAAACUUU
This is a messenger RNA of Salmo salar (Atlantic salmon), 2993 nucleotides long. It is a transcript of the gene cchcr1, whose product is annotated as coiled-coil alpha-helical rod protein 1. Gene Ontology annotation, biological process: protein export from nucleus; cell differentiation. NCBI's taxonomy places the organism in Eukaryota, Metazoa, Chordata, Actinopteri, Salmoniformes, Salmonidae. Gene Ontology annotation, cellular component: centriole. The record is from RefSeq and is a predicted model, not a curated record.